This is a messenger RNA of Lingula anatina, 4611 nucleotides long. RefSeq lists its product as uncharacterized. Gene Ontology annotation, molecular function: protein binding. NCBI's taxonomy places the organism in Eukaryota, Metazoa, Brachiopoda, Lingulata, Lingulida, Lingulidae. Gene Ontology annotation, biological process: signal transduction. The record is from RefSeq and is a predicted model, not a curated record.
CGGAGGGAGGCAAAAGUAACAGCUCAUUUAUUAUGGCGGAAGGUGUUUGAAUAGGGUUAUUAUGCACGCUAUUGAGUACGUGGUUACCAUGCACUCACAUUACACUGGGUACAGUAGCGACAUGGUGUCGUAGAUGUUAAUUCUGUUUGAAAUGCAGAUCAUGCCAUAGAUUAAAAAUAUGAGCGAGCCAGAGGCAAAAGAAGAACCCGAGGGGGCCGAGAAAGCUCCGGAGGAAGGUUCAGGAGAUGAAGUUAAAGCGGGCGAAACAGAAGGAGCGACAGUCGCGGACCAAACAGACCUGACAGCCGUCCCAGGUGAAGAAGUAGAGAAGUCCCAAGAAGUUGACGUGGGUGGUGCGGACCAGCAACCAAAUGAUGUGACAGAGGGUGGGCAGGGCGGUGAAGGGGGUGAACAGGAGGGCCAGGACGUGGAACAGACAGCUGACAAUGCCGAAGUUGAUAAAGACGGAGAGGAUCAAAAGUCGAAUGAAAAAGGUGACACAUCCCAAAAUGGCGACCAGCAACAAGCAAAUGAGGCGUUAAUCGAGAACGAAGAAAACAAUAACAAAAAUGUGGAAGAUAUCGAGAAUCAGAAAAACUUAGAAAAAUCAGGUAUGGAGGAGAGUGCCGUGAUAAACGUUGAAAUAACGGAGAAACCUAAAUCUGCGAGCGGGUCCCGAGGGAUGGAGGGACAGCACCCCCAGCAACCGCAGGUGGAAAACAUGAAUGGAGUAAAUAAAGAGAACAGUUUUAUGAGAGAAAUUAAGAAAGAAGCGAAAGUCGUUUCAGAAAAAAUCAAUCCCACCGCAGCAGCCCAAAAAGCUCAAGGUAGGAGCAAGAAAAAGAUCAAAAAGGGGAUUUUUAUUUCGUACUCUCCAGACGCUGGGUUUAUUGAGAGGAAAUUCGUAGUAGAACUUGUCAACCAACUUAAAGAGAAUAAUCUCGCGGAAGAUAUUUGGUUUGACAAGGACGAAGGCAUCACGGACAGUCCUGUUUGGUUUUCUCAGCGUAUGGAAGCCGUGGAGAGGUGCAGGGCGGCAAUUUUAGUUCUCUCUGACAGUUUCUUCUUGUGUCCUGUGUCCUGCUACGAGGGGAAGGCUCUUCUCGAACGCCAAAUGAUGGACAAUAACUCAUGUAGGAUCUACCUUGUAUUAUACAGUAAUCUGGAAGAGACAGAAAUACCCAGACAGUACAGCCACCUCUUAGGGAACAUUGUGGACUUGACGGGUCCGCACUCUAAAAAGAGUCUGGCGGAAAAGACGUCUGUGGUCGUAGGCUCCCUUAUGGAGGAUUUAGAGAGGUACGCCUCCAUUAACGCACCCCCUGUCGCAGUGGUCGCACCCGACGCUGAAUUCACCGGGGAGUACAAAAAGAAAAAGAUCUGCCAGUGGAGCGCCAGUGAUCUCCAGGAAUGGCUCUUCACGCUGGGAAUUAAGGAGUUUUACCGCCAAAGUUUUGCCGAGAAUUUAGUGGACGGUUUUCUGUUAAUGUCAAUGACGGAUCAGGACAUGAUACAACAACUGGGAACAGACAGUCGCGUGGUCAGGAAGAAGAUCAUGCAGCAGAUUCUGGUGACGCUUGACAAGGAGCACAAGUUGAGCGACAACUGGCAUCUACGAGCACGGACGCAGCGUUCUCGGCCGAACACCGUAUAUCUGGUAUACGACCCGGCGGAUGUUCGCCUGGCGCAGAAUCUCAAGCAAGAUCUGCUGAAGAAGAACAUGCAGGUAAUACACCACCAGAAGCUGGGUCAGUCCAAGGAAGAAUUCCUCCAACUAAAUGGACCCCACCUUGCCCAGGCCACGUACGCCCUCAUCAUCAUGACGGACGCGGCCACCAACUCCCCCUUUGUCUUCCACGAGGUUCUGUUCGCUGACUGGCUCGGGAAGAAACUGGUAGUGUCUAUGUUUAGGAAUACGUGGUUCUCUCUCAGGCCGGCCCUCCGAGCAGUGCUAGGAGAGGUCCCUGCCGUGGACUUCGAGACCAAGAUGUACCCUGAGAGUAUGGACGUCCUGGAGCACCACAUGAAGCCGAUACGGAGCGUCCCCGGGGUCGUCCUGGAGCAGUCCUAUCUUAACAAGAUGGCUGACGGAUUGAAACCUUUCGGCAUCCUGGCCACCAUGAAUGGAACAGUUGAACCGAUGGUCCGUAACGACGAAGAACCCAAAGUCUUCAUCAGCUUCCAGUGGGACAUGCAAUCGAGGGUGGAGGAUAUUCGGCGAAUCCUGGAGGCCAACGACUUCCCUUGCUGGGUAGAUAUCAGCCCGACGCUCACCCAGCGAGGCAACAGCGGGGUCAGCAAUCGCGGCGUCCACGGGACAGACUCUGGAGAGACGCUGCAAAGUCAGAUUCAGCGGAAUAUGAAGGCGGCCUCCGUCGUGCUGUGUUGUAUUACGCCAAAAUAUAUGCAGAGUGACAACUGCGUUAAAGAUCUGACGCUAGCCGAGACUCUCCACAAAACCGUUAUUCCUGUCAUGUUGCGGUUUUGCCCGUGGCCGCCAGAGGGCGCACCGCCUCAGGUGCGCAAAAUCUUGGUACGUUUAAGUCCCAUAGACCUUAGCAACGAGAGGCUGUUUAAACAAAAUGUCCGUAUUGUGGUGGAUCGUGUGAGUAAAUCCAUUAAGUGAUCAAAAGCGUUCAUUCCUUGAAAUUAAACGAGACUGUGAGUCACUUACAUUUUCAUUAAAUGUGACAUCGCUUUAGAAAAUUCGGAUACUGUGCCAGGAUGUUUCGUUUCCUCGUCAAGUUGAUUUUGGUUUGUCCCCAACUGUAGACAGAACAAAAUUGAUUUCUCAUAUGUGAUACAGGUUUGCGUUAGCACAAUCUACGGACUACGUCCUGUUUGGGACUGAUAACAAUAUUGUAACAGUUAAUUAACACUCCAUUAUUUUAUUUCAAGCUGCGUUUUGUGAAACGCUGCCAUUCCCUACUUAAUAGAUAAACAAGUGACAUGAACUCCAAGUUCUAAAGAACUACUUAACGGUUCAUAUCAAAUCACAGACUAAUGAGGUAUUAUGCAAAGUGAAUUAUUUGUCAGCUCAAGACUUACUUGUCAUUUUAGAGCGCUUUGUUAAUUUUCUUAUAAACGAGUUAUGUGUACACAUUUCCGUCCAUUCCAUGAACAAAAUAAGGUUGUAAUUUUACUAGUUUGCUCAACUUUCACCGACCAUCCCAUGCUCUGCUGCAUAGGUAUAUCAAGUGAUUGAUUUAGAUUUCCUACCAUAUUUUUGUACUUUUCAAACUUUUUUAUCAGUAUUCUUAUUACAAUACUAUGUUUUAAGUACGCCACCUGUGAUAAACAAUGAAGAAAGCAACUCUUACUUCUUAGCAUAAUAUGGUAGUAUAGCUAUAGAAAUAUUGAUGGGGGCCACUCAAGCGUCCCUCUGCAUUUAGAGCCACAAAGGGGGCUUGCUCAAAUAGCGUUUUAAAAGACUAGCAUCAAACAGCGUCAGUAUUAUUUUGGAACAAUUUGCUCAAAGCGACGAUAGUUGGCUCUGUGUUAUAUACACUUCCAGUGGUAUCAUCAGAUGCUUUCAAUAAUAAGACAAAUUUAACCAAGAGACAAAAGAUCAAAGACGUUUUUAAUAUUUUUCACGUUCUGUGUCAUAAAUUUAUGAUGCUGGUAGACGGAAUUAGUUGCUACCUAACUGUGAGGUGACUCUAACUGCUGUACAGAAGCAUAAAUGUCAUGGCGGCUACUCAGAAAAAGAAACUUCACGGGCCCUCAACUACAUCGUUUAGUUUGUGAGAAAAAGAUACCAAUAACAGCAAUAUUUGACAUGGGAUAACGUAGUAUCUAUAGCAGAUAUUGAUUUGAUGGACCCGGCACAGAUUAGCCGCUUACAUCAAUAUGUAACAAAGUGCAUAUUAUGGAAGUUAUACAUGAAUUGCUGAAUUAUUUCAUUAUUUAACAUAAAAGCGAAAAACCUGUAUUUCUUUGCGGAACUAUUGAGCUAUCUGUUCUUGUUGUUAUUCAUAUUUUUGUCAACUAUAACACGUCACUGAUUUUUAUGUACUUGUAUAGUUAUGGUCCAAUUUCAAUCUAACCCAACAAAUAACGCUCAUAGGGUUUUGAUAAUGGGACCGCAGCUGUAAAGGGUCAUUUUUCCUAAUAUCAUCACCAGACAAUAUUCAAGUAUAUCUGUGUUUGUAAAACAAUAGUCCAAGUGAUUUAUAAUGCAAAUUUACUCAAGGGCUAAGAGCUCGUGAUCUGGUUAGUAAUAUGGCAUUUUUACAUAAAAUUAAGUGCUACACACAUCUCUCUGUGAUGGCCGGCGCCCACAAGUGAAGAAUUUACCCUGGAGGCCUCAGCCUUACAGCGCCAAGCACUUUUACUGUUUGAGGCAUCGAACGAAUGUUUGGCCCGUUUAAUGAUACAAAUCGGCGCAGGCUUGCCAGAAGCAAGACUUUGGUGUGCGUCAGUCUAAAAUUUAUGAUUUGUCAAUGUAGUUGAUCUCGUGUAUUCUUUUUCCCGUUAUUCGGUGUGCCAUGUUUAAAUGUUCAAUGGUUUGUCCAGUCUGUUAUCAUUCCUUGCACGUCGCUAUGUCCUUUGUUUUAAUCAUGCAUGAACUCUGCAUAAAUUUAUAAUAAGAUGCAUAGUGUGGAAUAAAUA